Tremella mesenterica DSM 1558 is the source of this 1191-nucleotide messenger RNA. RefSeq lists its product as uncharacterized. The record is from RefSeq and is a predicted model, not a curated record. The transcript is spliced from 4 exons. Gene Ontology annotation, biological process: mitochondrial respiratory chain complex III assembly. Bases 1 to 1191 code for a protein of 396 amino acids. NCBI's taxonomy places the organism in Eukaryota, Fungi, Basidiomycota, Tremellomycetes, Tremellales, Tremellaceae.
AUGUCCCGUCUUACCCGUCUACUCGAAGUUAUCCGAUCAUUUCCUUCCACCCCUCUCCGGCCUGAAGGUCCCACCCAAAUGUCUCACGCUCUGGAGGGAAUCGUCAACCGUUCUUUCCCUUCCUCAACAUCAUCUUCCGUUUCCGUAGGAUCUGCGCAGGACAGGGCGAUUGAACGGAUGUUAACUCCCCUGGAGAGGAUCAAGUCAAGCGCGGCAUUACAUCAAUAUCCCUUGAGCUCGAAAACUCUUCAACCUCAACAUGACCCCUUGUACUAUAAACGUAUCCUAGAUGGAGUCGAAAGAGCCUCAAAGGGUAUCGGAAGAAGUUGCUCCAUCAACAAGAACGUCAUGUCUCGCGCCGGAUCCACAAACCCAACCCCAACUGCUGACGGUGACAGCAUGCAAGGGAUGUACGGCCGGCUGUCUGCUGAAGAAUUGCUCAUGUCGAGCUACUUUACUCAACGUUUUCCCAUGGCUCUCAAAUCGUCUCACAAGAUCUGCCUUUCUCUCCAGCCCAUCGCAACAACCUUCAAAAUACCAAAUGAUGUCAAAGGUGUUCUCGAUCGACUGCAAACCAAUAUCGAGACAGCGAAGGUAUGUCCUCCACCUACAAUCCGCGGUAUGAGCGAGGGCAUGACGGAUCUCGAAGAGUAUUUCGCCGUCGGUUGGACAGAGUACAACCCCGGUCCCACCUUCAAUAUCACAGCGCACUUCGUAGAACAGGUUGAAAAUCUAUCCUUGGUGGAACAGAGCGACAUACCAAAUGUACUAAGUGAUACGAGAGUCUUGAGAGAGUGGAUCGAAAAAUUCAACCGUGAAAGGAACGGAUUGGAGAAACAUGUCCUUGAUAGAGCUCUAUGGAGUGUAAAUUCCAUGAGGCAGAGUUGGGUCUCCACAAAAGUGUGCGGGCCGCUCACCAAGGAGCAAGAAACACUUCUUGAUCAACUUGUCAAGCUUCAAACCGAAACCUGUGAAUUGUUGGACAAACUCAAUGUUGCGAACACUCGCCUCAUAGCGGAACAGAGCACCGUUCAAGAGACUCAGACAGAGAACGCUACCCUUCGGGGAAGUGUGGAAGAGCUCAAAAGUCGUAUUGCGCAGUUGGAAGAGGGCAACCUGACGUUAUUGGGAUCAAGGCAUUUUUACAAGGCUAAGAAGAUUCUGACAGCUAAGCUCAGCGGGUCAGAUUAG